UAGUGCUAGGGCAAAUCCCAAAACGUGAACCCCUUUGGGUCCCCAGGACCAAGCUUGGGAAACGCUGGUAGGGUAAGGACGUCCCAAGAAUUCCGGAUAGCAGUAACCAUGUACAGCUCAGCUGCUACACCAAGAUAACCCAUACAGCCGCCUCCAGUAGAGGGCGACUACAACAACUCGUCUACAGAAUGCAACAUCCUUCAAAGUCAAAGAAGAGGUUACAGAAUUCGGGGAGGGGGGGGGCUGGUCCUUUUUUGUUCCGCUGGAUAAUCGUGCUUGGACGGUGAGCAGGAGCGUAACAGACCGAUAAGAAAGCAUAGCGCCACGGACAAUCUUUUUAGGCCAGGCAAAGAGCGUUCAACCCGGAGGAAAGAAGACCGACGCAAGGUAUCACACAAGAGCCGUUCAGCAGCGGUUCUUGUGUUAUCAGACAGGCAGCUUUUGUCGUUACAACUCUGUGUGUCUGGGGGUACUGGAGGGGUGGGGGUUUAGCGAGUACGGAGAAGACUACACGCCGAGAGGAGGGGGCUGGAAGUCUGCAACUCUUCCAGCCUGAAAGGGCCGGCGCUGUGACCAUAGAACCCUGGACAGUCUAGUGCCCGCGCGGUUAAGUGGAUGGGAUGGAGCCGGGACCGUCUGGCGCUGUGCCCAUGGGGCCCUUCCCCCCACCCCUGCAGCAGGUGUUCCAGGCACCCCGCCGGCCGGGCAUGGGCACGGUGGGCAAGCCCAUCAAGCUGCUGGCCAACUACUUUGAGGUGGAGAUCCCCAAGAUGGACGUGUUCCACUACGAGGUGGACAUCAAGCCUGACAAGUGCCCCCGACGGGUCAACAGGGAAGUGGUGGAAUACAUGGUGCAGCACUUCAAGCCCCAGCUCUUUGGCGACAGGAAGCCGGUGUACGACGGCAAGAAGAAUAUCUAUACGGUGCUAGCACUCCCUAUCGGAAGUGAGAAGGUGGACUUUGAGGUGACUAUCCCCGGGGAGGGGAAGGAUCGUAUCUUCAAGGUGUCUAUCCGCUUCCUGGCCACGGUGUCAUGGCGUCUGCUCCAGGAGACACUGGUCAGCGGGCGCCUGCAGGUUCCCCUGGACUCUGUCCAAGCCCUGGAUGUGGCCAUGCGCCACCUAGCCUCAAUGAGGUACACUCCGGUGGGACGAUCAUUCUUCUCCCCACCUGAAGGAUACUACCAUCCCCUGGGAGGGGGGAGAGAGGUGUGGUUUGGUUUCCACCAGUCUGUACGCCCCGCCAUGUGGAAAAUGAUGCUCAAUAUUGAUGUGUCUGCCACGGCCUUCUACAAAGCCCAGCCGGUGAUCGAGUUCAUGUGCGAAGUCCUGGACAUCCGCAACAUAGACGAGCAGCCCAAGACCCUGACCGACUCGCAGAGGGUCCGCUUCACCAAGGAGAUCAAAGGUGGGCCGUUGAACAGUGAUCGGUGGGCGUUACCAGGUCUGAAGGUGGAGGUGACCCACUGCGGUCAGAUGAAGAGGAAGUACCGCGUCUGCAACGUCACGCGACGCCCCGCCAGCCACCAGACAUUUCCCCUGCAGCUUGAGAGCGGACAGACAGUAGAAUGUACGGUGGCCCAGUACUUCAAGCAGAAGUACAAUCUGCAGCUCAAGUAUCCCCACCUGCCCUGCCUCCAGGUGGGGCAGGAGCAGAAGCACACCUACCUGCCCCUGGAGGUGUGUAACAUAGUAGCAGGGCAGCGCUGUAUCAAGAAACUGACAGAUAAUCAGACGUCCACUAUGAUCAAAGCCACGGCUCGCUCUGCACCUGACAGACAGGAGGAGAUCAGCCGGCUGAUGAAAAAUGCCAACUUUAACCUGGACCCGUACAUCCAGGAGUUUGGGAUCAAGGUGAAGGAUGAGAUGGCGGAGGUGACGGGAAGGGUGCUGCCUGCCCCUAUCCUACAGUAUGGAGGACGGAACCGGGCCAUCGCCACGCCCAACCAGGGGGUGUGGGACAUGAGGGGCAAGCAGUUCUACAACGGUAUUGAGAUCAAGGUGUGGGCCAUCGCCUGCUUCGCCCCCCAGAAACAGUGUCGGGAGGAGGUGCUCAAGAACUUCACAGACCAGCUGCGUAAGAUCUCCAAGGAUGCUGGGAUGCCCAUCCAGGGCCAGCCGUGUUUCUGUAAAUACGCCCAGGGAGCCGACAGUGUGGAGCCCAUGUUCAGGCACCUGAAGAACACCUACUCUGGACUGCAGCUCAUCAUCGUCAUCCUGCCUGGAAAGACCCCAGUCUACGCGGAGGUGAAGAGGGUGGGAGACACUCUCCUAGGAAUGGCCACUCAGUGUGUCCAGGUGAAGAACGUGGUGAAGACGUCCCCCCAGACCCUCUCCAACCUCUGCCUCAAGAUCAACGUCAAGCUGGGGGGAAUCAACAAUAUCCUGGUGCCCCACCAACGGUCAGCAGUGUUCCAGGAGCCUGUUAUCUUCCUGGGGGCCGAUGUAACACACCCCCCUGCUGGAGAUGGGAAGAAGCCCUCCAUUACCGCUGUGGUAGGCAGUAUGGACGCCCACCCCAGCAGGUACUGUGCCACAGUCCGGGUCCAGAGGCCCAGGCAGGAGAUUAUCGAAGACCUUUCUUACAUGGUGCGAGAGCUGCUGAUCCAGUUCUACAAGUCGACCCGCUUCAAGCCCACCAGGAUCAUCUUCUACAGGGACGGGGUGCCCGAGGGGCAGCUCCCGCAGAUACUCCACUACGAGCUUCUGGCCAUCAGGGAUGCGUGCAUCAAGCUGGAGAAGGACUACCAGCCUGGUAUCACCUACAUCGUGGUCCAGAAGCGCCACCACACACGCCUCUUCUGUGCCGACAAGUCUGAGAGAAUCGGGAAGAGUGGUAACAUUCCUGCAGGGACCACAGUGGACACCAGCAUCACUCACCCGUUUGAGUUUGACUUCUACCUUUGCAGUCACGCGGGUAUACAGGGGACUAGUCGGCCCUCUCAUUACUACGUCCUGUGGGACGACAAUCGUUUCACCGCCGACGAGCUGCAAAUCCUCACCUACCAGCUGUGCCACACCUACGUGCGCUGUACACGCUCCGUCUCCAUCCCCGCGCCAGCCUACUACGCCCGCCUCGUGGCCUUCCGUGCCCGCUACCAUCUGGUGGACAAGGAGCACGACAGUAGUGGGGAGGGAAGCCAUGUCUCUGGUCAGAGUAACGGUCGGGACCCCCAGGCUCUGGCGAAGGCGGUGCAGAUUCACCACGACACGCUGAGGACCAUGUACUUUGCCUGAGCACCACCCCACACCACCACCACUGUCCUUAAGACUCACCAUCCCUCGGUGAGGGGCCUGGGAGCCCACUGGAAGCCUUCCACCUCUCCUCCUCCCUCCAUGGUUGUGGCCACCCACACACUCCACACACCUCUCAUGACUGACCCACCCCAGUACCAGAACUAUACACCCCUCACCUGAUCAACCCAGGCAGACUCUGCAGCGUUCUGCACAACGGUUAUUAUCAUCAUUGUUGAUAUUAUUAAGUGUUUAUUUUUAUUUACUUUACCAGGACUGUGUGUUUUUAUGUUGCCUUUUUUUUUUUUUUUUUUUUUUUUUUAAGAGAAAAAAGGGUAUUAUUGUAUGCGACCUUCCACACUCCUAUGUAUGCAAUAUGGAGGGGAGGAAAACGGGCGCUGAGCUGCCCCGAGACUUUUGACUGCCACCACAAUGCUGCCUCUUACCUAAUCCGCACGGCGGAUGCCAGUGUUCUGUUCCAAGCCCCUGGUACAACAGGAGUCAUGGAACCCCCGGGCUGGGGAAGGGCGACAGAAAGGACACUUAUUAUCGUUUACAUUUUUUAUCAUGAACUCCAUUCUUAUGUUGCCGUUUAAAUUUUUUUAUGGCCUUGAGGCGUGCAACGGGGACGGACGGUACUUUAGCACUUAGAGAUUAGCAUGUAGUCAACGCCGCCCACCCUGCACCUAAUAUGAAGUGUCUGUGUGAGGCUAGCCCUCUGCUCUUAAUAGUGGAAAUAGAGCAGAGAUUGAAAGAGCAGGUGUAUUAUAUCGUAGAUACAUGAGACUUAAGUCCUUCACUGUAUCUGUGCAGGUUGGGGAGUCUCCUCUUAAAAUUAGCCAGUAGAGAGAGGCCAAUGUAGAAGUUAGAGGGACCAUUGUAUUGAGUUUAUUGAAUAUACUUGAAUAUACUCACACCCCAUGCACCUAAACCAGCAUUAUUAUUAUUAACCAGCCUAAUGUGAUGCCUACCAAUGGAAAAGGGGCACCUAUGUAAACAGGAAGAUAAUCUUUGUGUCAGAAUGCAUUGACUCUGCGAAAGCAAUUACGAGGCACUUUCUUUACCUGAUUGGUUUAUGUUACUUCAGAAUGGGGAGAUUUGUCUUCCCUCAGCCUUCACACACAGGUCUACACACACACCCCUACCUACCUACCUACAUAAUAGAUAUUCUCACACCUACAACCUCUCUAAGCUUGCUGAACCAAUAGAGUAACAGUAGCAAUACAAGGUCUGCAUCUUGUCUUUGUAGGUGUGAAAGCAGCAAAAAGACGUGGGCCAGAGAACACUGAAUGAAAAGUGUUUCUCCCUUCACUUUUAGCACUUGACCUUGGCUAUAUGAUCAUUCUACACAUUCUAGCUACACAUUCCAACCUAUGUCAAUGGGGACGAUGUACACACCAGUACACUAUGUUGACAUACGCACACAUAGCGCUUCUUUAAAAAAAAAAAAAGAAUUGUACAUAGCUUGUCCUACCUACAAA
Molecule: messenger RNA, 4714 nt
Organism: Oncorhynchus tshawytscha (Chinook salmon)
Lineage: Eukaryota; Metazoa; Chordata; Actinopteri; Salmoniformes; Salmonidae
Product: protein argonaute-1
Exons: 19
Coding region: 621-3236 (871 amino acids)
Molecular function (GO): RNA binding; protein binding
Source: RefSeq, a predicted model, not a curated record